Lytechinus variegatus (green sea urchin) is the source of this 5350-nucleotide messenger RNA. RefSeq names its product protocadherin-15-like. Gene Ontology annotation, cellular component: plasma membrane. Gene Ontology annotation, biological process: homophilic cell-cell adhesion. Gene Ontology annotation, molecular function: calcium ion binding. Bases 91 to 4698 code for a protein of 1535 amino acids. The record is from RefSeq and is a predicted model, not a curated record. The transcript has 30 exons. Lineage: Eukaryota; Metazoa; Echinodermata; Echinoidea; Temnopleuroida; Toxopneustidae.
AAUGACACAACAACGCUAACCGUCAACGUGUUGAAUGUUGACGACCAAGCUCCAGUGUUUGUAGGAUGCAACACUACCAGAUGCCAAGACAUGGAAUACACCUCAUCAAUACUGGAGAAAACAUCAAGAGCAACACCAUUAGAGUUCUUUCCAAACCAAAUCAUGGUUGUCAAUAGUUCUGGAGGAACAGUAGAUCCCCAAUCUGUAAUAUUCUCUUUCACAGGAGGGGAACCUCCAGCGUAUUCAACUUUCUUUUCAAUCAACCCAUCUACUGGUGAUGUAAUGCUUGUCCAGCAGGUUCGUCGAACAGAGUAUGCUGUCUUUGUCUUGAAUGUCACAGCUACCAAAGGUGUGAGCAGCACUACAGCCACAUUGAGGAUCGAGAUUAUACCCAUCAAUGAGGCCCCGCCUUACUUUCAGAGUCAGACUCUGAUUGGUUAUAUUUCUGAGAAUGUAGUACCCGGAACUCAGGUAACCAGCGACAGGGACGGAACUGUGCCUCUGCUCAUCCAAGCUUUUGAUCCAGACCUGGACCAGGAUGAAGAUUCCACUCUCAACUACCUGCUGAGGGACAACUCCAUUUUUACCACAAACCUUGCCCCAGGAAAUGGAGUGUAUCUUGCAUACAGUGGUGUACCUGAUCUGGAUGCGGAAACACAAGACAGCCACAAUGUCUCGAUCGUAGCAAGGCCAAGCAACGAAUCUGGGCAAUUUGAUCCUUCUCAGCAGUUACCAACCCUGUUUGUCACAGUACUGGUCAAGGAUCUGAACGAAGACCCACCACAAUUUCACCGAAAUCAGUUCUAUAAUUCCCAGACUGACAGAUAUACCGUCAAUCUCAAGGACAAUGCUGUGGUCAAUACUGAAGUCAUCUCAAUUCCAGUCAUUGAUCCUGAUGCAACAUCCCUGCCACCAAUUGUCGAUCAUGAAUUUGUAUCCUCGCAAGCAAGCUCAUUGUUCUCGGUGGUAACGGAGGGGAAUAAUGUCGUCAUCCGUCUGGUCUCUGCUGGGUCUUUGAUUGCAGACAGAGAGUAUAUCAUCCGGCUUCAUGCCACGGACAGGCAGGAUGCGAAUAAACGAUCUACUGCAUCCGUUUAUAUCAACAUCAUCUUAGGAGUAAAUAACAGACCACCAGAGUUUAGUCAAACAACAUACCCAACCAGUGCUAACGAAAAUCUACCUUAUAACGCUCUCGUCGCUACAAUUCAAGCUUCUGAUCCUGAUGGAGAGUUGAUAACAUACAGCAUCACAUCAGGGAACAUCAACAAUGCAUUCAUGACGACUGGUGGUGCUAGCAAUGGAGAAAUUCGGGUCCAGGGCUCCUUAGAUCGAGAAGUCCUUGAUACCUAUUCACUCAUCUUUGAAGCUUCUGAUGGGAAUUUAACAGCUUCUGUCAAUGUCCUCAUCACUAUAAAUGAUGUCAACGACGAGCCACCUGUCUUCACUGGCCAGGAUACGUUCUUGAUUGUUGAAGGCGUCAGCAAUGAAUUAGUUGGACAAAUAAUGGCCACUGACGCAGAUCAACCUGGCACAGCCAACUCUGCCAUCCGAUUCUUCUUCGUUCCCGACGUGCCUCAGUUCCGCAUCGAGCCCGCAACCGGCCGCAUCUUCACGAUAAUGGCUCUAGACCGGGAGCAACAGGAUGUUUACAUGGUGACUGUUGUGGCCACUGAUACGACUUCUGAUCCCCUCGAAGCCAGCAUUCCGAUCACGAUCAUCGUGCAGGAUACCAACGAUAACCGGCCAAUUUUUGAGACUGAUGAAUACAUCAUUGAGGUGCCAGAGGAGUCUCUUCUGCAAGGAUUUUAUGCAAUUCAGGCAUUGGAUAGGGACAGUGACGCCCCUCUUCUCUAUGAAAUCACCCUUGGGGACACCAACAUCUUCAGCAUAGAUCCCGUGACUGGAAACCUCUCCCUCAUUAUCCCGCUGGACUUUGAGAAUGGGGCUAGGUCAUUCUUUCUGCAGGUGACCGUCACAGACGUCGAUGUCAAUGGUGAAAAUUUGACCGAUGUCACCAAUGUUACAAUUUUAGUUACGGAUGUGAAUGACAACGUUCCAGAGUUUGAACAGCCUCGUUAUGAUGUCAUCGCUCUACGAGAGUACCAAAUAGGAGAUAUAGUCCUUGCAAACAUUACUGUCAUAGACGAAGAUCUUGAAAAUACACCUAAUUCACAGUUAACCUUCCGACUUGAACCACCAUCACAGUUAUUUGAAUUCAUAGACCCAACCCAAGGAAAUCUUUACGUCACAGGUGAUAUUAGCAAUACAUCAAUGUGGCAUAAUUUGACGAUAGUAGUUAGUGAUAAUGGUGAUCCAGCCAACAUAGCAACAGUUCCUCUCUCAAUCCUUCUCAGAGUGGAAAAACCUAUAUUUUCACAAAAUGUCAUUAUUGUGGAUGAUGUGAUGGAGGAAGAGGAACCUGGUGCACUAGUGGCUGUCAUCGAAGCCCAGGCCAAUGUUGGAGAUGUCAUUGUAUACACCAUAGUCAACUCAACUGACCCUAGUGCCUUCACGAUGAAUGCAAGUAACAACGUGGCUACGAUCUACACCGCCAAGACUCUGGACCGUGAGCAGGUGAACAACUACUCUAUCAAGGUCCAGGCCGACAUACAGGGGGCUGAGCCUGAUGAAAACACCCUACCGGAGGAGACCAACAGGAGACGGAAGCGCCAAGCAGAGAACUCUGAAGUAGCGGAGCCUUCGGAACCCAACGUUGUCUAUAUCUACGUCAAUGUUGCUGACAUCAAUGAUAACGGACCUUACUUUCCAAAGACAAAUUAUUAUGCUGGAGUCUCCACUGUAGCCAGGGUUGGGACACAAGUCAUUCAAGUCGAGGCCUUUGAUGAUGACGAGGGAGAGUACGCUAUAUCGAAUCAUUCCAUCGUUCCUACGGAAGAAGGAAAAUGGUUGUUCAGGAUAGACCAAAGGACAGGCAUGAUCGUUACCAACCAGAGUCUUGAGGGAGAAGCCGCUGGGAGCCAAUUUGAAUACGUUGUCACUGCCGAUGAUCCAAGCAAUAGCUUCCAAACAAAUACGACGAUGCUCAAGAUAUCUUUGAUCGACAACUCUCAUCGUGCCAUCUUGGCGGGUGAUAUCGAUCCAGACGUCAUGAGAGAGAACCAGAACGCUCUUAGUGAAAUCCUAUCAGACGUCCUCAACGCAGACGUGACCAUCGAGUAUGUGAGCCCAAGAGAGGUCGAGAACAGUCUGGACACAACGGGAUCAGACGUUCUCUUCUAUGCCUUGGACGCUGAAGGGAACCCCAUACCGGGGAAAAACAUGGUUGAAAUCUUGCGUUCGCAAAAUACCUCACUCAACGAGCGUUAUUCCUCCAUCGUGGGUAAUAAGACCAUCACUGAUAUCAGGACACCCACCGGUACAAGCACGGGCCCUGGUGUCUUCCCUGGCUCCAGUGGACCUACGGUGGAAGCCAUCGCUCUUAUAUGCCUCGCUUGUGUGCUGUUCGUCUGUGUGGUCAUAGCCAUAGGUGUGGUCAUCAUAUCGUGGAAGAAACGAGAAAUGGAGAAGGAGAAGGCAGGCCGAAUGUAUCUCCCAGCAAUGUAUAACACCUUCAAUCCGUAUGGAAAUGGGGAAGACUUAGAAAUAUCAAAUCCUGUAUAUUAUGAUGAUCAGUCAAUUCAAGCUGAGAAACCAGGAGGAGGACGAUUCAAAAAGCAAAAGAAUUCCAAGGGUUCGAAGAAAAGCGGUGAUGAUAUGUUUCCAAAUGGUACUCCCAGCUUCCUAGCCAGUGAUCAGCUUGAUGGGCAGUUUGACGGGGAAACACAGGAACGUACCCUUGAGUUUGGGCCUGAAGAUGAGGAAGCCCAAGCUGUAGCCGACAGCAUCCUAGCUGGAACCAGUACCAUGCCUGAAGAUAAUCUCAUGAGAUCUAUGACAGCCACUCUACCCGGCAGUGCUGAUCUUGAAUCCUCCCCGUCCUACAGCAACCAAGGAACCCUCCCGGCCUACUCCAGGACUGAUGAACUCCCCUCAACCUUCUUCACCCCCGGGACCGGGUACACGAACCACGCCCUCUCUGUCGAUGAUGAACCAGACCUCAAGAGGGAGCUCUCCUCCUCUCCGUACAUGACCAAGUCUAAUCCCUUAAUGGGAAGGGAUGAGGACAAGUCCUACACACAAUCUGAGGCUUCAUCUAACCCAUCUAAGUCAACCUCCCCAUCAGGAAGCUUUGACCCUCGCAAGCCAUACCCUAGCAGUCUCGCCGAUUCCUACACCAACGAAGUCCACCUCCUACGAAUGGGACGGGCAGACUCCCGACCAGGCUCCAUCGACAGUGGACACCAGUCUCUAGAUCGCAGGGCCAAGACGGGUAGUGCAUCCGGGACUCCCAUCAAAGUGCCCCCUCCGGUUGCCCCAAAGAUCGCCACUCCAAGUGCCUUCGGGAACAUCCCUCCAAACAGCGAUGAGGAGAAUGUCAGUGAUGAGAUCCUGAACGGAAUGCAAGACGACCUGUCCAUCCCGCCCGUCCCAGCGUCUGAGAUCUCCUCCUACUCCUACACUAACUCGCCAUCCAGUACACCCCCGAACCCCAAGAGGGCAGCACCCAUGCUUGCUCCACAUGGUGUGAAUCAUGCAGACAUUGAUGUUUCGGGGAUUUCUGGAACGAGCGGAUCCCAAGAGAAUGAUCUUUCGUCUGAGCAUUGGGAAGCCAGUGAUGUCAUGACAACAAUUUUAUAAAAAAAGCCAAAUGUUCUAGUUGUUACCUGUCAAAUAUGCUGCACGUUCAUGGGGAAAUGCUCUUUUAACAGAAUCCUUGAAAUGCAGCAAUUCAAAAGAUCUAAUCUUAAUACAUUCUAAGCAACUCUGGAUAAAGUUGGCUCUUUAUUUGCUGAAACGGAGGCCCUGAUGAUUAAAGGACAUUGGUCAGAGUGCCUGAAAAUUAGUUUAUUUCUUUGUAGAGUACAUGACACAUGAUGACCUAAAUAGGACAAUAGUUCUCACUAAUAUUCAUGAUUGAAAAUCCACAGUUGCAAAUAUUGGCACCACUGCAUAUACCUCAAUCGAGAGAUUGGAGACUAGUCGCCAGUCGCAAAUAUUGUUAUUCAUGAAAUAUUAGCACGAUCGCAUGACUUGGCAUUAUCCUUGCCAACAUUGGCACACUACACACUUACAAUAUGGACAACUCUGCAUAUUUUGUGGUGAAUAUUGACACAGGGUCGUCAACAAUUAUAGUUAUUUUUGCAAUGUUGCAAAUACACAUGUUUGUGAACUCUGAUAAGACUUUCCUCAUUCACAUCCAAACUUCAGGGGAGCUUUUCAUCAACAUUUUUGUCCGAAAAGUCGUCAGAUCUUACAACUUUCCUUGAUUCUGAUUGGCUGAGAAGCACUG